Hemicordylus capensis (graceful crag lizard) is the source of this 1104-nucleotide messenger RNA. RefSeq names its product protein TsetseEP-like. The coding region runs from base 35 to 742 and encodes 235 amino acids. The transcript has 3 exons. Lineage: Eukaryota; Metazoa; Chordata; Lepidosauria; Squamata; Cordylidae. The record is from RefSeq and is a predicted model, not a curated record.
UUGCCUGCACUGCACAAAAGGUAACAAGUCAACAAUGUCGAGAAAGGCAUCUUUCUUCUCAGCUCUAGCUCUUCUUUUGAUUAUACAAGAGGUAUAUGUUGCCCCAGUGAUUGAGGAACCAAGCGAGAUUCCAAGCAUUGAGCCAAGCAAAGAACCAAAUGGGGGAGAAAGUGGAGAAGACUCAAAUGUCGUACCAAGCUUAGAACCCUGUGAAGAACCCAGUGAGGAACCUAGUGAGGAGCCCAGUUUACUGUUACCUGAAGAACUAAGUGGAGAAGUGAGUGGGGAAAUCAGUGGGGAAACAGAAACAAGUGCAGAACCAAGUGAGGAACCUAGUGAGGAGCCCAGUGUACUGUUACUUGAAGAACUAAGUGGAGAAGUGAGUGGGGAAAUCAGUGGGGAAACGGAAACAAGUGCAGAACCAAGUGAGGAACCUAGUGUACUGUUACCUGAAGAACUAAGUGAAGAAGUGAGUGAGGAAAUCAGUGGGGAAAUGGAAACAAGUGCAGAAUCAAGUGAGGAACCAACUAUUGAGGCAAGUGAAGAGCCAGAUGAAGAAAUGAGUGGAGGAGAAUCAACCGUGGAACCAAGCAUAGAGCCAAGUGAAGAACCAAACUUUGAACUCAGUUUAGAACCAGGAGACUUUUCCAGUCUACUGCCAAAUGAACAACCAACUGAGGGUGUAAGCAAAGAGCCAGGCACAGAACCAUUCCCAGAACCAUUUCCAGAACUGACCAAGUAAACAGCAAAUAGAGACAUCUGAAUGAAAAAGAAAAUGAAUCCAGAAAGAUGCACUGAUGUCUUCAUUCAAGUCAAAGUCAUCAGGAAGCAGCUUUCCAGUUGAUUGAAAUACAGAAUUAUUUGUAGUGUUAAAGUUAGCAAGUCUUAAAGCUAAUUGGUUGGGUUUCACUGAAACCCAAAAACAAUUGCUCGGGUUUUCUCAUAUAACCUUGUAAUUUAUUAAACUGUGACAUGCCAGACAACUCACAGUUCACUUGUAGCAGUUAUAGGACUUAACGCUACUCUCACAUUCCCCUCCUAUCACAUUCCCACACUCUGUCCAUGAUGGGUUCUCUGUACUGUAUGCACUGUGCCCUCUGCUUU